AUGUAAUAGAAUCCUUUAUAGUUAUUUUUAAGUAUUUUGGCAGCUCGAGAAGAAGUGAUAUUUAUGAUAAGAAUAAUUGGUCAUUAGAUGCACGAAGAUAAUCGAACUAAAAUAGGAAUAUUGAGGGAAUUGUCAGAUGAGAUCUAUAGAGGAGAAUAGAAAAGAGAAAACCUUGAAAAUCAUCUAUAUAAACAUUUAGGGGAAGGUUAUCGCAAACUAUUCCUCCCAAAAAUUAUAUAAAAAUACAUAAAGAUAGCUCAAUAUUAUUUAGUGAAGACAUAAAUAUAUUUUCCUAAAUAGGGGUAAUAAUUAUGUUAGGAUAUUGUUAAUUAACCAAAUCUAAGAACAACGAUUCAAUAAAUAAUUCAUGAACCAUUAGUGGGAAUUUUGAAAUUUAUAAUCAAUUUUCAGCGAUAAAAGUUAAAACAAGAGCUUUCACAUCUGCUAAAUUAUGAAUAAGAAGACCGAUGCAAUAGAAAUGAGAAAUUUUACAUUGAGCCAUUGAUUCUCGGAGUGUAUGGACUAAGAUAUUUAAAUGAUCUACAUACUAAAUAUUGCUAUACAGUCAGUAGACAUAGUAAUAGAAAUGUGUAUGAUGUAUUAUCCAUUGAUGAUAACACAAAGAUAUUGUAUUUAUAGGGAGGAGGAUUUAUAAGCUUAAUAAGUAGCAUAACAAGGUUAAAAGAUAAAUCAGCUGAUAAUACUUAAUCAGUAUAUAUUCCAGUUGAAAGUACUGUCGAAAUUAUAACUUAAAGAUAUGAAAAAUUGAUUAAAGAACUGAUGGAUUAAAAUUCCCAUGUGUAAAAGUCAGUAAAUAGAUAUUAUGAACAACACAGAAGAUAUAGGAUUAAGCCUUUGCUAAUUAAAGGUUACUCUACACCGAAGACAAAGGUGCAAGAGAUGAAGUCUUAGCGCAAUAAUAAGUAAAGGAUUAUUGAGUCUGGUCACAUCUUAAGUGAUAUGGGUAGAUAUUCUGAAUCAACAAGUAAAUUUUCCCUUUUAUUAGAUUCUAUAAGCUCACUAAGAUUAAAAUAAUAAAAAUGUAGAACCUAAAAAUAAUGUGAUAUUAUCUUUAGUGGUUUUGUUUCUCCCAAAUAAACUGCUCUCAGAAAAAAUAAAAGCGUUAAAAACUAUGAGACUGCUUUAUUAAAAUCCUCUGCUUUGCAGCCCUUUUAUGAUUUUCCUCUCAGAAUCAACACAAGUAAGAAAAAGAAAUAAAAUUGA
Molecule: messenger RNA, 1224 nt
Organism: Paramecium tetraurelia
Lineage: Eukaryota; Ciliophora; Oligohymenophorea; Peniculida; Parameciidae
Exons: 4
Source: RefSeq, a predicted model, not a curated record